Messenger RNA from Xyrichtys novacula (pearly razorfish), 15555 nucleotides. The record is from the annotation of a GenBank genome assembly. NCBI's taxonomy places the organism in Eukaryota, Metazoa, Chordata, Actinopteri, Labriformes, Labridae.
UCAGUUGAAGAUGCAGACGAGACGCGUCAGAAGAAAGGAGAAAGGUUUUCUGUUGGAGUACCAGGAGCAGCUUCUUAUAACCACCAUCUUUGUUUCAGAGACAGAAAACUGACCUGAUCCUGUAACAGGAGGAGCUGCUGACCAACGCUCUUAACUCCGUCUGCGGCUCGACUCGUCCCUCGUCCCAAAAUGUCCUCCAGCUCUGAGACGUCAUCGAUGUCUGACCACAACAGACAUAAAGAAAUCUUGAUAUUCAUGUUCACAGCAGCUGUUAAUCUGACGCACAGGGAGGAGUGAUAAAUGUGGCGUCUGAUAGUCAAAGGACUCCUGAUGCUCGGUGUGAAACUUCAUUGUUUGGUUGAUUUCUCUGCGCUGCAUGUUCAGCUGGUUAAACAGACAUUUAUUCACCGUUCAUGUGGGGACUCUCUCCACUUCUGAUAAAGUCCAACGCCAAGAGACAGAUCUCAAACCCUCGCACUGUUUCUUGGAGUGAAGACAAACUCGAUUCAUCGAAACUGAGAAGAGCAGAGAAACCAGACGGAUGAGGCACAAAAACUGAACCUGUUCCUGGAGGGGUCAGACUUCAUGUAGAUAAACCAAUAAAUCAUAGAUCAUGGAUGAUCUCUAACCCUUCUUGGUCAGCAGUCUCAUCUUCUCUGUUGUCUCCGCCUCCUUUAACCACCUGUAGACGGUCCAGUUGGUCUUUGGCCUCGACCAGAGCGAGCCGGUUCUCCUCAAUCAUCUGGACCAGAAGGUUUCUGGUCUCAGCCGCUGCAGUGCAGACAGUGUGAGCCUGGAGAGGAGAAGGAACCAGAAAGGGUCGUAUCUGAGAGUAUUUGGAGUUUUUCAGCAGCACAGACGUGGGAGUUUAUCUGUCCGACGGUCAAACACCUGAUGGAUGAGUGUCGGCAGGAGGACGCUGCAGGGGGGCAGAGGGACGGGGGGGACGGGGCUCCUCUCGGCCUCCAGCAGCUCCGUCAGCUCUCUCUCCCUCUGAUAUAAACUCUCCUUCAGCUCCUCCAGGCGAGCUUUAGCGCCCUCCAGUGGCUGGUCUGAGUCAUGGCAGGCCUGCACAUGAACCCACUUUAAAGGGUCAGUUCAACAAAAAUCACAGCGACAUAUUUACACAUUUAAACUCAGUGAACAGGUUUGAUUGUUUUUUGUUGUUUCUAAUUCAUUAAAUCGAUUCCUUCUAUUUCCCUCUGCUGUUUCUAACCUGAUAUCACUUUGUUGGUCCUCCUGGUCUCACUUUAUGUUUUUGGGCUUUUCAUUUCAUAUAUCAUAUUCAGUGUUGCUUUGAGUUGUUCAGGUUCAGGUCGUGGUGCUGAGAUUUAUUUAUUUCUCUGUUUCUUCUGGGCUCUUUCUUUGUCCUUGUUUAUAUUCAUGCUUGGAUGUUUCAGGACUUUGUGUUUUAAAACGUGUAAAGUCAGUGUUUUUAUUAAUAGUAGUAGUAUAAUUUAUAUUCUACUGUUGGUCCACAGGAGGUUUCUGUUUCCUGCUUUAUAAACUUUGAUAAUCUGACAGUAUUUGUGUCUCGUAUUUGCUGCAGAUUACCGUCACUGACUCAAACCCACCGCUGACUCUUGCUCUCCUUUGUCCCCGGAGUUUCCACCUUCCUCCUCAGCUGCUUCCUGCUGCUCCUGCGCUGACACCAACAACAUCUCUUGGACUUUUCCCACUUCCUGUCGGGCCAUUUGGAGCUCCUGUAUCGCUGCUCAGAUUCACAGGAAAUGAGCAGAGGUAUGUGACAUGAACAGGUGAAGGAUCCUGCAGGUGUUCGUGUCGUAAAGGUGUGCAGACUCACUGGAGGCCUGGUGGCUGUGCAGGACGUCCAGCCUGUUGGAGAAAACUUCCAGCAUUUUACUCUGAAAGGGGAAAUGAGAGCAAAGUCACGGUGUCAGAAAAGUCUAAAGUUGUAUUCAAAGUGGUCACAAGAGGGCGCUGUAACACAGAGAGAGACAUGAGUAUGUAAGGCCUGCCAGAUUUGUUCCAACCUUCUCUCUGUGCCACUGCAGGGCCUCCUCUUUACUCCUCCUCCUCUCCGCUCUCUGCUCCUCCUGCAGCCGCUCGAUCUGCAGCGUCAAGGCCUGCAGGAAACACAACCAGGCGAGGACGGUUAUAUAUACGCUCCAAAGAGAAAAAAACAACAUCUAACGGCUGAGAUAUAUAAUCUGUAACAUGCACACCAACGUGACGUCACCACGAGUUAGAACAGAGUGUGCCAGAGGAGCAGGAGGGAGGAGAUCAGAGACAGAGGAGGAGAGAAAGACAGAGGAGUGAUGGAGGGAGAGACUGAAGAACAAACUCUACAGACCGAGACUCUCCUCUCCCAGUCCUCCUCCUUCUUCUCCACCUUCUGCUGAUAGACGUCCAGGAUCCUCCUCAGAGUGUUCAGUUUGUUCUGGUGGUGAGAUCUGAUCCUCUGCACGGUCCACUCCUGACCACACAGGACAAGAUUUAACACACACACACACACACACACACACACACACGCACGCACGCACACACACACACACACACACACACAGCAGAUACCUGAUUCUCUCGCGCGGUGACCUGAAAGUUCUCCUCCAGCUCCUGAACCAUCUCCAGGUGUUUCCUCUUCAUGGUCUCCAUGUCUUCAGCGAUCUGCUCAGAGGAGGAACAAAACUCAGUGUCCCGACACCGUCAGUCAACAAUGAAGCUGGAAACACGUCCAACUUGUUAACACGUUUGAAGGAACGUAAACAUCACCGCCACGUGGGAAAAAAAAACUGCCUCUGGCGUUUUAACAGAUCCUACCUGCUAAUUCAGAGAUAAAUUACAGAGAUGAACACAGAUGUUUAUGGUGGUGGAGCUACGAUCAUGAUGAGAGAUGAAAUAAUAGAAUAUCCACAAUGUUUAUCCAACUGUCUGCAUAUCCAACUGUACGCUAACGGAAACAAACGUCUGCCUUGAUUUGAUAUAACUCUUUUCUGGCGUUGGUUUUGCUGUGCAGAGUUCACCUGUUGUAGUUCAGGAGUUUUGACCAAUAAGAAUCAAGUAUCCAACACAUUCAGGUGAUUGGCUAGAAAGUCAGGUAAUAAAUGUCAAAUGACCCCUUGGUAGUCCAGAGUAGGCUUUCUCAUGGUCCUGGGUCCUGUUUGAUUUUCUGUCUUCAUUCAUUUUCUAUAUGAGAACUUAUUAAAUACCUUACUGAUACUGAUGACACCAUUAUCUGAGUUUUUACAGACUUUCAUGUUGUUCAGUCUCAUCAGCAGAAACUUAAACUUGUUUCAAACUCAGUUUUUGUUUUUCUCAAGUGAACGUCUCACCGAUCUUAACGUCUCAGAGAAAGUCUAUCGUUGUUUACUAUCAGCAGCACUCGAUCAGGUCAUAUUUACAGCAAGCUCUUCAUGGAUUAUUACCCGGUUAAAUAAAUAAAUAAAUGAUGAUCAAACGCCCUCCGGGGUCACACCAGCACCAUGAGGUCAGCAUGUGAGAGUGAGCCAGAAGAGGGCGGAGUCUCAAACAGGCGCUCUAUUGUGUGUGUUUGUGCUGUAAAAGUUAUACUCAACUGUGGAGUUCGAGUACUCUGUAAAAACUCUGAUGUGAAACAAAAGUGGACCUGUGGAAAUUUUAGUUAGCAUAAACCACACUGACCAGUAGAAAGCAGAAACAAGGACUGAACUGACCCUGAAGUAAAAGAGGAAACACCUUCUUUCUUUAAAAAGACCUGAUCAGACCGUCACGCUCAGAGAGGUCAGAGUUUUACCUGAGUGAUGUAGAGUUCAGCUGACUCAUAGGGGAUGUAGAUCUUGACCUCUUGUGACCUCUGUGCCUCUGCAGGCGGAGCUGCAUUACUGCUGUCAGACAGCUGAGACUCUGAUGAUCCUGCAGAAAUAACACGGUGAGCUCCAGCAGACACACAGAGACACAGAGGGAUGAAGAGGACACUAAAGUCAAACAUGUUCUCGUGUUUCUACAGCACCUCUGUUGGCUUCUGGUCUGGGGGGUUUCCUGCGAUCUGCUCCAAUCCAGCGUCUGAAAGCGGCCCACUUCUGUGUCCACGAAGUUUUGUGAGGGAUGACGGCUUGAACAGGAAAACAAAUGUCCGGAAACAUUUGAAAACAAGUCAGAGAGAAAAAAGAGAGGUGUGAGAAAGACGACCAACAAUCAGAGUUUAACCGUCUGAAGUUAUUCCUGAAGAUUUAACAGGCUGAGUCAUCAAAAACACACCGUUAACAAAAAAAACAUUUAAAUGAAAAUCAAAUUUAUAUAAACGAGGUUGACAGACAAAUGUCAUUGGUGAAUAUUUAGUGAUUUAAAACAUUUCUGUUGUGUUUCAGGAAGUUUUAAUGUCUUUAUUUAGACGACAAGAAGCUGGUUAGAGGAGGAGACUGAGAAACGGACCAACGAGCUGAACUCUAUUUAACUUUAAUUUCACUGAAGGGACACUGCUUUAAGAUUUCUACACCAGGAUGAAACCAGACGACUGUUCUUUAUCUUUAUCACACUUUUAAAAGGUCCAGAUCCAGAGGACACUGUUUUAUGAUUUAACUAUGGGCAGAAUUCAUCGGGCAUCCAGGGGCCUUUUUUUAAACUUCUUUAAUUUGAUAUGAUCUGUGUUCGGGACACGGUUUUUAGUUUUACUGGACAGAGGCAGAGAUACAGAUGUCACUAUUAUAUCCACUGGUAGGACAUCCAGAGAGGACUUCUGUGUAACUUCAUGAAUCAGUAAAUGUUGCUUCUUUUUUAGUUUAAUAACAAAAUACAGUGAAACAUGAGUUCUGGUGCAUCAUGUUGAACUUGUUUAUUCGGUUUAAAACACGGUUUACAUCUUUGGAUUUGAAGUCAGGUCACAGUUUGAUAUUUCAGAGUGUUGUGGAGGUUAAAAUCAGAGUUUAUUGUAUUUUCCAGAGAAGAGUCGGGUUAAUGUGCGAUGCGGAGAAAUUUCAAAAAUGCUCUCCCCUCUGAACUCCCACCCUCUCCUCUCUGAGUUUCCUCAAACAGGAAUGUGGGUGUGUCAUCGAGCUUCGACUUUCCUCCCAGAAACACCUUUUAGUGGAGAGACAGAGAUUAUGUCACAGAUUACAGAGAAAAGAGGGAUUAAAAAAACACACUGAGGUUAUUUAUCCAUCAGAGCAGAGAAAAGUUUUUAUUUUAGGAUGAGUAAAGAAAACUGCUGUUUGUAUAAAUGUGUGUGUGUUUCUACACUUGUGAGGACCACAGCUCUUCUGAGGAUAAUGUGGUUUCUGUGGACCUUUAGAAAAGUCCACGCUGACAUGAUUCUUGGCUGAACUCCUUUGAAUAAAUGUUCUGUAGUUUUUUAGAUAAACAUUUAGUCUCUCUACAAAUAUAUCAUGAAUACAUCUGUCGGUCUAACCUGUUGGUUUGUCUUUGCUUUGGUCAAACUGUGCGUGGUGAAUUAUUGGACAUGGCCUCUCGUCUUCCAGCUCCGACACACUGCCCGGUAAAUCCGCGUGAACCGGCGCUGCUACGGGGGCCCGUCCAGGUCGCAAGGACACUACAGAGUCCUCGGGACAUGAAGACCUGUUCGUCGGCUCCCAGGCACCUGAGGACAAAUAUAGAGCGAAUGAAAAAAAUCUGAAAAUCUGUUAUAAAUUUAGGUUAUAAAGAUUUUGUUAUAAAGCUCCUGGAUCCUGAAGAAAAAGACAAACUCUUUAUACGUGGAGAUAAAACCAAUAUGGUUGGAUGAGGGUGGAGAUGAACAGUUAAGGAGGUGAAUCUGCAGCUCACAGAUAAUGAAAACAUCUGGACAGAAGAUGGAGGAGGAGAUCGCUGCGACAUAAUGAAGGCAUGAGGCUCACUUUAAUAUAACCAGCUGAGCUCUGCAUGCAUGGAGCUGAAUACACACAUGCACAAAUGUAGAGGCAUGAAUUUGUUCAGUAGCAACAGUCGCUCUCUCACUGACAGUAAAGAUAUUUGUGCACAUGCUCAGUCUGUUGGCAUGUCUGUGCGCUCAAGAGUCUGGAGUUUUCAUGGCCUCAGAUCUCGGCCCAGACCCUGGCAGGAACAAUGUGUUACAGCUGCUUCACAACAGAUGCAGCCGAGCGGCGAAAAUACUUAAACCUGGUCGAGCCUCAAACGUCCUCCUGCCACACACGCCAUAAUCCCUCAGACUGACCUCCUCCACCAAAUAUGCAUAAAUCUGAUUUCUAUGAGCGCAGAGGUGUCUUUACCACCAUGAUGAUACAUUAAAGGUGUCGCAUGAACUCGUGUCUGAGGUUGUUUUUGUGUUUUAGACUCACAGUGUUUUCCUGCUGGAGCCACAGAGUGAUGUCGGCCCACUUUCUUUCCCAGGAAGGUCAGCGAGUAUCCGCUCUCCCCUCCAGAAGAGUUCAUAUACAUUCUGCUUCUGUAAAGUCAGCUGGCUUCUACUUCUGCAGUCGUGUCUGGUUUUUGUAGGAGAGCAUAUGCUGCAGGAUCUGUCCAAGAGAAAAAGGGUUAAAAAAAAUCACUGAAAAGAUCCUAAAAGGGACAAAAUCUUUACGUUUACAUUCAACAGAAAAACCCGCAACAUUGGAAACUGUGUGAUGAACUCUCGUUCAACUCCGCAUUAGCUGCAGAUGUCAGAAAGCUCACGCAGCAGAUUCACUCAGCGAGGGUAAUCCUUUUGUCAUCCUCGUCGAGCUUCUUUAAGCUUCGAGCUCCUCGACAGGAAAAACCAAGAAACGCUCAAUAUUUGAUCAUGUGUCUGUUCCUGUUUUCAAACUUCCCCGAUUUCACUAAUCGGACUUUUUACUCGACAGAUAAAAGAGGUAAUCCAGGAUCUUUGACUCAAAACUGUCUUUUGUAAAGAUUUAUCUCAGCAGCAUGAAAACUGAUUUCACAUGAAUUUAUUUACAUUCUUAUAGGAAACACUUAAAGAGUAGAAAAUGUAACAAAUUCAAUCUAAACAGAUCAUAUAAUUCAAAGUUGUUACCUGCUGUCCUUGUAGGCGGUCUGAUCCUGGUGCUGCUGGGUGCAGGUCUGUGUCCAUCCUGAUCUCUAAGGGGAACCAAACUCUCAACAGUGUUUAAAUAUUAAACCUGCAGAUGAAGUUUCAGCAGGUAAAGAGAUGCCCCAAACAGUCCUCAGGUUUCAGUGUGUGAGAUACAGAUUGUAAGUGGAUGCGCGCACACACACACACACACACACACACACACACACACACACUCAUGGUUAAUGGACACAGCCGUAUCACUCCCUCUGUUUUGUUUUUGUUUGUUUUCCUGGAGAUCUGACUCUGACUGUUAUUAUAGGAAUGAGGCUGAACCUACAUCCAGGUAAACCUUAUAUAGAAGGAGCUGUCAUGAUACGUCAGGAUAGAAGACACACUGAUAUUGUGCUAAAAAUAAACAUGCAUCACAGCUCAAUUAACCAAAACACUUAAUCUCUGCAUGUUUCUUUUUUAUCAAUAAACUCUUCAAAAUAAAACCACAAGCAUGCAGGACAGGUGGAUGUGAGUUUAAAGAUUUCCAUAAAUAUCAUUAUCUGAGACUUAAACCCGUUUCAUGGAUGUUGCUGCUGAUACCUGCUCCUGUCCUCCUUUGUUCAGUUGUUUUUGAUCGAACCCCUCUGUCAGGACUUCUAUAGACCACAUGGACCAUAAAACAUCAGUAUGGCAGCUUGAGCAUCUGUUCAACACACCUGACUCAGAGAGGGAUCCACACAUGAGGACACUUUAAUGAGAAAUCAGCUUUUCUUAAACUGGAAGUAAAUACUGUCCCGACUUUAUCCAACAGUUUUUACCUCCAGUUUUUAUUUUAGUUAAAAUAAGAGAUUUAAGUUUUUUUAGGUUAAACUGAGGGACAUCACGUCAUUACAGUUAUAACAGCUCUGGUUCUCACAGGAUGUUAUUUUAGUCACGUCUCAUUUCAAAACUUUUAAUCACGUCAUUUCAGGCCUGUAAGGUCUUGAAAGUCAGACUCACGCCUCCAGGAUGAUGACACAGCGAGACCGCAGUGAUGGUGUGUCAUUAAACCAACUCUUAACCACUCUGUGUGAAAACAGUACGCUCCGUUCAGGCUCGUUUGCAGCAGGUAGCGUCAGGUCUCGGUCUGUGCUGCCAUGGCAACCACCACACCUUAAAAGGAACUCCAGACCUCAUCCAACCUCGAGAAGUAUGACGGAGGAAUUCAUACUGGUUUUCUGGUGAGCGCAGACCUGGAGGGUUCAUGGAUUCAUCUGUCUUCGUUUCUGCAGGAGGAGCGAGAAGAGCGGCGAUGUCAACAGAAAGACUGAAAUUUAUUCUUUUAUAAAAAUCAAAACAUCUCGAUUUCUCAGGACUGGAUCCAGUCAGGAAGAAAAAAACAAACACCCGUCUGUGUGGAGCUUUAAAGCUCCUGUGAGGAACUCUCAGUUUGUGGUCCAAAAAUGCAGCUGUUUUAAGAUUUUUUAUUUAAAAUAUUUACAAUAACUAAAACAUUUGGAAAUCAGAAAUCAGCAGGAUGAGAUUUUUUUCUGAAGACAGACUUUAUUUAAGCAUUUUGAGGACAAGACGAGCAAAGAAGACGAUCAGGACAGUCUAAAUUCAGAGACCACACUAACAGCACAGAGACGAUUCUAAAGUGUGCUGGGGCCUCAGGCUAAAACUAUCGAGGGGCCCCUCUGACAAGAGUUAAACAUAUGAGUUAUCUGAAACCAAUAAAAGGGGGCGGAAACAGAAACUUUUAAAAAAACAAUUAUCAUUAAUGCUACAUAACUUGGAAAUAUUGUUCUAAAGUAGAAGCUCUGGAAUGUUUUUACACAAUAGCAGCAAUUCACCUUUGUUCUGAGAGUCUGUGUCUGAGACUUACUUCAGUAAAUGUUAAAUCUAAAUCUUAAAUAUAACAUUUAGAUUUUUUUUUUCAUGUCUACACAUUUUUACUGAAUAAAAGAACAUGCUGUUUAACAUGAAUUUCAGUCUCAAAUGAAAGAAAAACGAACUGAAUGUGAGAAAAGUGAGCUAAAUCUUCACAAAAUGUCGCUCAUAAAGCAGUGACUGAAUUUUUACAUUUGGCCCUCCAUAGAAAAAACACUGUCUGAAUUUUAAAGCAUUAACAGUUUAAGAGUUAGCUUAGUUAAGACACAACUUUCAUUAAUAGCGUCUCAUUAAAAUUGAAAGCUGUUGUCUGAGUUACCUGUUUUUACCUAACACCGGUGUUAUGGUUACUUUGGUGAAAUUUCAGUCUCGUACUUUACAAACACGCCUUUCUCUCUGUCCGCUAACCUCGCGAGACUGUGCGGGUGCGUGAACUCACGGUAACAGCGAGCGGGAAAAACUCAGGCUAACAUCUCCUGCUAAGCUAACACAGCGAACUAACUACCAAACAUUUCACAGCCAACUUUACACCAAACCUUUGACCUAAUUUCAGUGAAAGUGUUUGACAAACUUCACUAUCUGCUCCACUUACCGCUGUUUGUCUUUCUUUCCUCCUGAUCAGUCGCUUCACUUUGAUUGACACUUCAGUAAAGAUGGACGUCGGUCACGUAGCAGUGCGACAGGGAUCACAUGGGGUCCUUUUAGGGGGGGGUCCGUCUAAGAUGUCAUUGCAAUUCGACCUCUGAUCGUUGAAAUUGGUUAACAGACUGUAUUUAAUAACACUACAUAACAUUACAACAUUUAAGGACAUUUUUGUGGUGUAAGGUUCGUCAGCUCUUGGGGGGCCCCUAGUGGCCUGGUUUUAUUGGCGCUUGGCAACCAAGUUAAGGAGCAUUACCGCCACCUACUGGAUUGGAGAGUGGCAAAGAAAACUAGGCAGGUAAAAAAGCUAUAUGCCCAUCUACACACACACACACACACACACACACACACACACACACACACACACACAUAUAUAUAUAUACACAAUAAUUCAGUCUUCCUCAAAUACAUCCUUAAUGACUUGAAUACCCGAACAGAUUCUCUGCACUGAGAUCCAGAUUUUUGGCCCGAAGUAACUGCCUGCUUUGCCUGUUGACAAGCUCCGGUUCUGCACAUGCACGCUUUAUAUGAACUUUUAAAUGUGGUCAUUGUUGAACUGAUGUCUUGUCAAUAUUAAUUUUAGUCUCCCUCUCUCUAUGGGAAUCCCACAUGAUGUUCCACAAGCUGAUCUAAAGUAUAUUUUAAUGUUUACAGAAUUUUAUCUCAAUCUUCUGUCAUUUCUGAUUUUAUUUCUAGAGGCAUAGACAGGGACAGGGGUAACAAAUUAACCAUAGCUUUAAAAAAAAACACGUAUGCAUGGCAUCUACUUUGUAUACAUUAUGUUUAAUACAUUUCAUCAAAUAAACUUAGAUAAACAGACUGUCUUGUCCUCAGGGGGGCGCCACAUUUGACACACCAAAAGUUCCUCACAGGAGUUUCAAGUUAUGAUUUGACCAAAACUAGACGAAACUUUAAAAUCACGGUUUAUGAUAGCUUUAUAAACUCUGACAAUGAAAAAAGUUCAAUAAAUAUGUAAAUUUAAACAUUAUAAAUCCAUAUAUGUCUCUUUAGGACCAGGUUAGGACUCCUCGUCACACAGACACAAAAGCAGGAAGAGAAAAGGAGACUGUCGUUUUGGACUGACAGCUGAUAGUCUCUUAUGUAUGCAUGGAGCAGUCUUUGUGGUUCUUCAUGAGAUCCUUUCUAACAGCUACAACCUGAGAGUUCAUCCGCAUCUGUCUCUCAGUUCCGACCUCUUCUCUGACUUCCUUGUUUUACGCGCCGCCGCCGCGCCCUGACGCAGCGCCUUUACGCGCUGCUGUUUCAGGCAGCGGUUCAAUCCAAUAGCAGCUGUACAGCGGAGGAUGGGUGGGUCCGUUACUAGGUGGGGUUUAUCAUGAGUAUAAAUAAACUUCUCCGUCUCUAAGAGGUCCCUGGAAACUCAGUCAGACUAACUUUUCAGCUCCAGAGCCGCUCGGUAAGUUUCCUUUACUCUCUUUAGCAGAAAUCUCUGACUUUGACUCUGAAUCUCAGUUUGUGAGUUUGUUAAAGUUUGACAGAGAGGUGAUGAUGGUUUCAGUUCUCCUCUGUUGUAAUGUACUGAUGCAACCAGUGAGGGUGUGGUUGGGGAAAAGUGGCGACCAUUUAUGGAUUUAUGCAAGAAAGAAGUGAAGUGUUGAGUGGAUUUAUGAACAGUGAAGGGCCUGAAGAGCAGGUAAAAUGAGAGUAGAUGAUGUUUAAAUACAUUUUAAAACAGAAUAAAUGGACCUGAGUUGAACGUGGGUGUGGCAGACUGUCUCCACAUGCUCUCUAUCUUGUAAAACCACAAAAACAUAAACCCAGAGUAAACACCAGAGAGGACUGAGCUCUCCAAGAGUGGAUUAAGACCAAAACAUCUAUUCUUUCUGUUUUUGUGUGUUUUAUUGACGUUUAAGAGAUAAAAACUGAAGUAGAGAUAAGAGGAUGAAUAAAAAGAGGUCAGAUCACCUUUGACUUCCGAUAUGAAGAGUGUAUCCGGCUGAUUUAAUCAGUGUGCUCCUCUUUGUCACCUGAUACUGAGUCUUUUCUCUUCUUAUCUUUUUUCCCUUCUUUUCUUUUUCCCCCUCUUCUCUUCUCUUCUUUUACAUUUUAUUUUUCACAUAUUCUCUUGUCUUAUAUUUCCUUUUGUCUCCUCACAGACAGACCCCAGCAGUCCCACCAUGUCUUUCAUUGAAGCCCUCCUGCAGCAGACCGUCUACAUGGGCAUGCCCGAUGAGUCAGUACGUACUGUAACUUUGUGGUCUGCUCUGGUUGCUAAGGCCAACCACUCUGUGUUUUUUUCUCUGUUUUUUUUCUCUUCCUGUGGUAUGUUGGGGUGGAAAAAUCUAUCAGGCGGAGUUUAGAGUGAGAGAGAGAGAGAGAGAGAGAGAGGAAGAGAAUGAAUGAGCUGGAGGUUUGAAGGCAGAGGGAGUAAAGAGUGAGCGAGUGUCUCUGAGCAGAAAGAUAAAAUGCAAACAGUCAUUAAAGUGAACGGGAGGCUGAACUACAGUAACAGAUUAAGAGCGGAGGAUGAGCGGGUCGUGUUCGGCUCUGAGUCAUAGUAGCAGGAAUUUGAGCCCCUCCCAUUAUGAACUCUGCAAACAGAACCAAACGCUGCUUCUGCUUUCUCAAGACGACUUUGGAAAAGUUUCACAAGUUUGUUCUGCAGGAUUCCUGCUCCGACCUCUGCUCUUGAUUUGAAACUGAAGUGUAACAUCUGUAUCCUGUAGUAAGUGUGUAAUUUGGGGCUUUAAAAAGACACUGCAGUUGUAUUGAGGGAAACGACCUUCUGGAAAGUUCUCACAGGAAGGAAUAAAGUCUCCCAUACAUCUUCUUUUUAUGUCUAAAGCUGGAUGCAAACACUGUACAAGGCCAGACAUGAGCUCAGUAACAAACCAGCCUUUGAUGCAUGUAAGGCAUCUGAAACAUGCAGGUUUUCACUCAUGCACAUCCUUCAGCUGAGCUCAGAUAUUUACUAAACACACAUGAAUCUCUUAGGUCUCAAAGAACGAGGGGACGGUGACUGAAGCUCCUAACUUCUCAGCUGAUGGAGACGCUGCAGUCCUGGACAAAGCCAUCAAAGUGAAAGGUGAAGUGAAACACACCCACAGGGCGGCUCCGACACGUGUGUGAACAUGUCAUGUCUUUGCAAUGCACCUCCCUGAGGACUGCGUCAUAUCAGUCAGCUGUUAUCACUUUGCUGCCCUCUGCAGGCCACAACGCAACACUCCUCCUAGAAAGGUCUUAGUCAUGCACAUGCAAAGACAAAAACCGAGAAGUGAAUUUACUGAACAUCAGGGUCUGUGUGCAGGUGUGGAUGAGAAGACCAUCAUUGAAAUCCUGGUGAAAAGGAGCAACGCACAGAGACAGCAGAUCAAAGAGGCGUACCUGAGGGCCUGCGGCAAGGUAACCACGACGACAACAGGAAACUCAUCAUCAGGGACGCUGCUUUCUGGUGGUUUGUCACUUGUGAUGUUAACUCUGCUGCUGUGCUCCUCUAGCCUCUGGACGCGGCCCUGAAGAACGCUCUGAAGGGAGACCUGGAGGACGUGGUGUUGGCUCUGCUGAAAACUCCGGCCCAGUACGAUGCCCAGGUGCUCAAAGGGUCCAUGAAGGUACACACACACACACACACACACACACACACACACACGUAUCAUGGCCUCAUCAUCAUGUGUUAUUUUUGGGUGCACUCUGACAUCCGCCCACUUCCUGGUAUUCAUGCGGCGUUUUCCUAUCAGAGGAGAGAACGGCGAGUUUGUUUGAUUUGGACGAGUAAAGAGUUGAUCUGUUCCUGCUCUUAUCUGGGAAUCCUUUCUUUUUAGGGUCUUGGCACCGAUGAAGACACCCUGAUCGAGGUCAUGGUGUCCAAAACCAACAUUGAGAUGAUGGAUGUAAAGAAAGCCUACAAGGAAGGUGAGCGCCACCUAUCUUUGAGCAACAGUUAUGACUUCCUUUAGAAGAAGAGGUGAAGCGUGUAGAAGGAGCAGGUUUGAUGAUUUAAAAUGAGUUUUUCAUAUGUUGUGUUUUUGUCUUUACCAAGAAUACAAGAAGGACCUGGAGGACGACAUCAGAGGAGACACCAGCGGAGACUUCAGGUCUGCUCUCCUGGAACUGUGUAAGGUAAGGAGGCCUCAGCUGAGCGCCGUUAACUCAGGUGUUCAUCCCACGAGGCGUCAUGUUGGUGAUGUUGACAAACCACGAGAUCGCUGCAGGAUUAGAGAUUAUAAAAUUAUAAUUUACUCUAUAAAGAGACUUAAAAAAACACUUCAACUCAGCGACUGAAGUGUGAAGAAUGAGAGCCUGUAACCGGAGCAAAGGUCUGACGGAUAUAAGUGAUUCGUUUUAUCCUCAUUAUUAAGAUAAACUCAAAUUUGGGAGAAAUCCUCUGAGUAUGAGCGUGUACUCUAACCUGCUCGUUUUCACGGUUUUAUUACAGGAUAUUUAAGACGUCUGUUCUGUCCCUGGACCAGGAUACAUUAAAUCAAAGGCAACAUAACACUCCCAAAGGCGGCUUUACAGCAACAAUACUUUAUAAAAAAACAAACAAACUCACUCCCUCAUUACACACACGGGCCGACACCAGGACAAUCAACUUUUAUGACUUUUCAUCUCUGCAUCCUGUGAGGUCGAAUAUACAGAGCUCACACUCACAGCUGCAUCGAUAUAAGGAGAGACAUUAUUGAACAAAGCUGCAGAGUGUCGGUGCAGACGGUGUUUCUUUGUCCUGUUGUUUCUCAGUGCAUCAUUAAUAUUUUUGUUGUUUGACACUUUAAAGUUUUUGAAAAGUUUGAAAAAAUUAUGAAAACAGAAUUUAAACUCCGUAAAAAACAAACGAUUGUAACACUGUGCACGGUAAAUCAGAAACUGACCUUGUGACCCGUUAAAGAACCCGUCCACAACACCUCACUCUUCUUUUUCUGGUUGUUUUCAGCCCCUUUAAGUUCAUCUGUUCCUCUUCAUCACAGGCCAGCAGAACUGAGGGCGUGUGCGAGCAGAUGGUCGACAGCGACGCCCGCUCUCUCUACGAAGCCGGAGAGGGAAGGAAGGGCAAAGACUGCCACGUCUUCGUCGACAUCCUGACCUCCAGGAGCUCCGCACACCUCCGUGAAGGUCAGAGUAAAAUCUGUGUUAUUUUUCAGUGUGAGGUUCUAUCAGGAAUAAAACGUUUCAUCUCGUCGUCUUUCAGUAUUCGAGAGGUACAGGAAGUACAGCAAAGUGGACGUGGCCAAAGCCAUCGACCUGGAGAUGAAGGGAGAUAUCGAGAACUGUCUCACUGCUAUCGGUAAAAACCUUCCCCUCCUCUGACACCUCUAUCUGCGUCAGCAUUCACCCACAGAUAAAUGCAUGGACUGACUUUAAUCCUGUUUUAUAACCGCAGUGAAGUGUGCAGCAGGCCGUCCGACCUUCUUCGCUGAGAGGCUCCACCUGGCCCUGAAGGUGCAGUAUUAACAAACUGCUGCAGACCAUUAGAGGAUGCAUGCAUGGUCCUGUACUGACUGUUUUUAUUCUGCUCCCCAGGGAAAGAUUCCCAAAAAAGGAGUGACUCGCAUCAUGGUGAGCCGCUCUGAAAUCGACAUGAAACGCAUCAAAGAAGAAUACAAGAAGAACUACAGCAAAACCCUCUACCAGGAGAUUCUGGUGAGGAAACAUCUGACUCUUAAACAUCUGACAUUAGAGCCUCUCUAUGUUCACACGCUGUCCCUCUGUCCCUCAGGAUGACACCAAAGGAGACUACGAGAGGAUCCUGCUCGCUCUCUGUGGAGAAAACUAAAACCCGGUCCAAGAGAGCCACGCUUUUCUGAUUGAAGAUCCGGCAGCGAGUCCAGCUGUGGAAAACCACCUGUUAUCUCCUGACACGUAUCGUGCUCUGUGAGGACAACAGUCAGCCUGUGGUUAUAUUUAGUAAAUAUUCACAUUAUCCAGCUAAGAUUGGCUCACAGAUGUUUUCUCUUCAGGUUAUUCCAGCUCUCCUGUAUCAGUAUCAGUCCACAGUAUUCUCUGCAGCAGGUGGAGCUUCAUGCUCCUUCCUCGGGUUUUUGUUGUAUAUCUGGUCCUUGAAGAGAAACUGAAGUCACAGUGCAGCUGCCAACAGAUGUGUUAAAGAUUAUUAUGUGCCAAAUACAGUAUAAUGCAGAAGCAGCAUCAGAGCAACACGAGAAUCCUGCCAAUAAAAGCUGUUUGUACAAAAA